Alosa alosa (allis shad) is the source of this 5170-nucleotide messenger RNA. It is a transcript of the gene nuak1b, whose product is annotated as NUAK family, SNF1-like kinase, 1b. Lineage: Eukaryota; Metazoa; Chordata; Actinopteri; Clupeiformes; Clupeidae. The coding region runs from base 916 to 2847 and encodes 643 amino acids. Gene Ontology annotation, molecular function: tau-protein kinase activity; ATP binding; protein serine/threonine kinase activity. The transcript has 7 exons. The record is from RefSeq and is a predicted model, not a curated record. Gene Ontology annotation, biological process: microtubule cytoskeleton organization; intracellular signal transduction; protein phosphorylation. Gene Ontology annotation, cellular component: cytoplasm.
CAGAAGACUGAGGAAAGAGAGACGAACAGGGCACGCGAGAAGGCGAGUAGGAUGAACAUGGCAAUACCCAGAACGUCUGAGCGCUUUCAAUCCGAUCACAACACGCGUCUGACAUCGAUUUGGGCAUGGAUCACUCGCAGCAGAGACAGAGUCCAGAUGACUGACGUUACACCUAGGCUUUGGACAAAAUGAGGGUCAUCUACAUCCAGAACGCCGGCUUCGUCGCUGCUUUCUCGGGAGGCAAUGACGGUUGAGGUUUUUAGCUGUGACUUUGAGAUAUUGGCUGUAUUUCACGGUACAUUAUUAUAGGAUAUGCAGCGCCCUUAUUAAAAAAAAAAAAAAGAAAACUGGCAGAUCAUGCCAGUUCACGCAAAACGAAAGAGAAAGAUAGCUCGAUGUAAUAUGUGUUGAGAAUUGAUGUAUUGUUUCGAAUGACAAUAGCGAGAGGUGCUGUAAGUGGCAUAGGCUACCUACCUGAAAGAAAUUUGUUUAACAUCAAACGUAGGCUAAAUGGUGCCACUGGCAACAUCGAGUCGCAUUCUUGGUUUUUGUCAUUGCUAGCUACUUAAAAUUAGACACUUAUAAUAUGCAAUGUAAAAUAUAUUUGACCGGUCAGUUUAUAGCCAACUCAUGAAAUAUACGUUCACUUUAUAAUGGUAUAGCCUAUUUAAUUCAUUAAUUAGUCGAGUGAUUUUUUUAAUUGUGAUAGCCGGCUAUGUAGAUUAGACUCCUUGGCUAAUAGAUAUAACAAAUGCGAGUGAUCCAUAGACAAUCUUAGAUUUUAGAUGUUAAUUAUAAUUAAUCAUUUCCUUGGUUAUUUAUUUAUUUAUUAAGACUAUUACUAGGCCUCUUAGUAUUAUAUUAUCGAUAUUUGCCUAUAACGUUGGGGAAGAAUUAGUAUUAGCUUUCCUGAAAAUGGAAUCAGGUUGUGCAUCACCUCGAAGCGUCUCUCGCACUGAGGCUGAACCUGUUCGGUCCUCAAUGGCGAAAACCGGAGGGGACGAAUCGCCUGCAACAUCACCUGCCGGCCACCCGGUGCCAGAAACACCCACGGGUGACGGCAGGAGAAGUUCGGGCGUCAAGAAACAUCACCACAAACACAACCUGAAACAUCGUUACGAGUUGCUGGAGACUCUGGGAAGAGGGACAUAUGGCAAGGUGAAGAAAGCCAUUGAAAGACACUCCGGGCGAGAGGUGGCCAUAAAGUCCAUUAGGAAGGAGAAGAUCAAAGACGAGCAGGAUAUGGUGCACAUUCGCCGAGAGAUAGAGAUCAUGUCGUCCCUCCGUCAUCCACACAUCAUCUCUAUCUAUGAAGUGUUUGAGAACAAGGACAAGAUUGUAAUCGUGAUGGAGUAUGCCAGCAAAGGCGAGCUGUACGACUACAUCAGUGAGCGACGCAGGCUAAGUGAGCGGGAGACUCGACACUUCUUUCGACAGAUCGUCUCUGCCGUGCACUAUUGUCACAAGAAUGGAGUGGUGCACAGGGAUCUGAAACUGGAAAACGUGCUACUAGAUGAAAACUGUAACAUCAAAAUUGCUGAUUUCGGCCUUUCCAACUUAUAUCACAAGGACAAGCUCCUGCAGACAUUCUGUGGGAGCCCCCUGUAUGCUUCGCCGGAGAUAGUCAACGGGAGGCCCUAUCGUGGCCCAGAGGUGGACAGCUGGGCACUGGGUGUGCUGCUGUACACUCUGGUCUAUGGGACAAUGCCGUUUGAUGGAGGAGAUCACAGAAACUUGAUUCGCCAAAUCAGCAGCGGGGAAUACAGGGAGCCCACUCAGUCUUCAGACGCCCGCGGUCUGAUCCGCUGGAUGCUGAUGGUGAACCCUGAGCGGCGGGCGACGGUGGAGGACAUUGCCAACCACUGGUGGGUCAACUGGGGCUGGAAGAACAGCGUGUGCGACUGCGAGGCCCAGCGGGACGCCGGCUCUCCCAUGCUGGCCCGCUUCAUCGACUGGCAGAACCGCGCUGAGCCCCGGCCCACCAAAGCCACGCGCCCAGAACCGCUGCUGCUCGUCCGCCAGCGGCCCAAGAAGUCCAAGAAGGAGAAUGACGCGGGGGCGCCUCACUGUGGCGAGGAGGACAACCUGGAGCUGAAGCGACCCAAGGGGAUCCUGAAGACCAGGCCGUCAGACGAGCAGCACUCCCCUAGUCUGGAAGAGAUCGAUUUGGGACCUGCUGCCAGCGUUCCUAAAGGGGACUUGAUAACUGGUGCUAGAGAAGAGGAAGAGGAAGAGGAAGAGGGGCCUCCACUGAUGGGAAGUUCGCCCACCAAAGCAAUGCCUAGUCUCCCCAAGAAGGGCAUCCUGAAGAAUAACCAACAGCGUGAAUCAGGGUACUACUCCUCGCCAGAGCGCAGUGAGUCCUCCGAGUUGCUAGGGGGCAGCAUUACACCUCUCGUGGCCAGUUCGCCGCCGAAGAGGGCCGUGGGCAGAAAAGGAAUCUUGAAACGCAACGGCAAGUUCUCCACCUACAGUGCCAUGCCGUCCAUGAGCGUACUGGGCGAGCCGUCGUCCUCUGCUGACGCCGGCCUGUCCCGCAGCCAGAGUCGCCCGUCCAGCAUCGUGGGCGAAGACAGCGUCGUCCUCGCCAACAGCUCGUUCAGCGGAGCCGAGUGGCCGCCCUCCACCCCGAGGCCCAACAUCAGAGGCUGCGUGUCCGCUGAGAAUCUGCUUCAGCUGGCCAAUUUCAAGGGCCUCCAGGCGGCACCGCCUCUCCCUGGGGCCAAGUUCGGCCGUAGCCCCCAAAGCUCCCCGGGGGACAACGGCAGCUUCUCCCUGCUGGGCGACCUGGACGACAUGACUCAGGUAUACCAGCAAGCCCUAGACAUCAGCAGCAACCUGACCUAGAGGGGAGAUGAGAGAGAGAGAAGGUGAAAGUAAGAAAGAAAGAAAGAAAGAAAGAAGGGGGUGUGAGAGGGUUGAUGGUACAAUCUGACUGUCUGUGUGGUGGCUAUGUGAAUGUCUUUGCGUGCUCUAUAAUGACGACCAGUGUGGUGCUGGGAAAUGCUUACUGGGAAUAAAGCGCUCCGCUGUGGGAUCCAAUCAUGCAGGAAGCUGUACUCACUAAGACAGACGCACACACACAUACUGUAAGUCUCAUAGACAGGAGAAGAGUAGGGGGAAGUGAAAUGUGGUACAAUGAGAGUGGCUCGCCCCAGUCUAUCUCCCUAGCUCAAGUGCUGCAGCCAAAUGUUUACAUGUUCAUUUGAAAAUCAAGAAGUAGAAUCACAAACACAAGACACCAUGCAGUGGUAGACUCUAAGAAACAGGGGGGUAAAACCGCUCGCUGAGCAGAGAGAGUCAAACUGAGUUUACAAAGGCACCUUAACACUCACCCAGAGCUCAUGUUUUUGUGAUCUUUGCUUCCUGUAAAUGAAAAAAAAAGAAAAGAAAACAAACCAGGGUCUUGCUCCAAAAGAACUAUCAUUGUUAUUAUUUAUUACUAUUUAGCGUAGAUGUAGUGAUACCAAACUGGUGUGGUCUGGCUCUACUGGAAGAGUGGAUGAGCUCAAUGUCUCCAAUCCCUUUGUAUGGAAUUGACAUAUAUGAUUAUUGUGUUAUUCAAUUAACUGACCUAGCGUAUUCGAUAUAUCUCGAAGACCGCAUAUGUAAUACAAGGGGUCACAUAUAUCACGCAUAUAUGUCCUUAAGCAUAUGUAUGGUUUGUAUGGGAACAUGUAGGAAGUGCCUUUUUUCAAUUCAUAUGAAAUUGUGUAUGUCAUUUCCUAAAAGUGGAGAGAGAAAUGCCAGGUUAAGCCAUCACCAGAUGCGCUCUUGUUGUGUUGAAUGUGGAAAAGACCCAGGACCUCAAGGCACCGAGCCUCUCGUAGGGAUGUCAAAGGUUACAGUGCCAAAUAGGAUCUGCAGCCCCUGUCUGUACAAAAGCCAUGUUGUCAUAGUCACCCGCUUCUCAAACCCACCUCACAGGCCACAUGGAUCUUGUGCCUUGUUUGUUUGUUUGUUUGUUUUGUUGUUUUCCCUGGACUCCCACUCUGGGUGGCCUCUUGACUGGACAUUCUGGACACACUCACCUUAGCCCAGCUUUACAAAGGUACAAGUCUCAGACGCACUCUCAGUUCCUAGGAAUGUUCUUUUUUUUUGGGGGGGGGGCAUAAUUUGCUUUUCUACUUUGUUUUGUCUGGAGGGCCCUGAAGUGGACCUUCUGGUUUAAAUCCCCCUUUGUCUUUAGAGGAGCCAUUUUCAUACCGAUUGAUUGGUAGCUACAAGAGUGAGCAGGGUGAUUACUGAAUUUGGGGGGGGGGGGGGGGGGGGGCUGCAUGAUGUUCAGUCUGUUAUUAUAACAUGUCUUAAGCAAACUUUGAAACUAGAUCUGUUUGAGAAAAUAAAAAAACAGAUACGCUGGGAUGGAGUGAUGAGAGGGCACAUUCCAGUCCAGACAUGUGGGCACAAGAGAUCUUAUCAGCGCUAGACUUUGUGGCUUUUUCAGUGUUUGUCACUAUUUCUUAUUAAGCAGGGCAAAACAUUUAGUUGAAUGUGCUUAUCAAUCAAAAAUGCUGUAGAUUUCAUUUUGUUUAUGUUUUGAAUCUUAGCAAGAGAAAUAGAGAGUAUGAGUGAAGUAGAAGUCAGAGGUGGAGAGAGAGAAGUGGGUGGAGCAUCAAGUUGGUGUAGACAGUAGAUGGGAAGAGAUUGUAUACUGUAGAUAGGUCAGAACUAGAAAGAUGUUGUUGUUGCCGUGGUUAGGCGGCAUAGGAAGGAAAGAUAAAUGUAAGUGUUAAUGAAAUGAGUACCAAAGGAAGGUAGAGACAUGAGACAAAGUAACAGAAUGUUUGCUAUGAAGCCAAAGAGGAAUGAAAGGUUUAUAUUCUUGUUCAUUUUGUAGCUUGUGAAUGUACAGUAUGUAGUGGUAGUUCCUCAGUUGAGUAGGAUUUAAGGAGCCUUAAGUUUUGAGGUUUUAGUUUGGAAAGCCACAGUUUGGGUGGUCAGCAGGAUGGGGAGGUCAGGGAUGUGUCCAGCUGGAUGGAUAUCUGUCACUCUUCGGGAGAUAGAUGAACCUCUACACACCAAACCAAACCAAAGCGCAAAGAGUCAAUGCCCAUUAAUGAGAGACUAGCCCUCGCUAGCCAUUACUGCCCACACAGCAGAGAACAAAUUCUCCAUGAGUGUGUCCUGGAGGUUUAGAGACACUGCUAUGAUGCUGGGUUCUGUAGAG